UGGGUGGGAGACAGAGAAUGUAGUCCUCUGGCUGCUGACGCCUGGCCUGGCCUAGAAAGGGACACUGCCUCUGGACAGCCCUGUUGGGAAGUCUUGUGGGCAUGGAAUGGCAGCCAGAUUGUGAGGAUUGUGCUUGCACCUCCUGCACCACCACCACCCCCUAUCCAAGGAUAUGCCUUCAAGCCUCCGCCGCGGCCGGACUUUGGGACCUCCGGAAGAACAAUCAAACUACAGGCCAACUUCUUUGAAAUGGACAUCCCCAAAAUUGACAUCUACCACUAUGAAUUGGAUAUCAAGCCUGAGAAGUGCCCAAGGAGGGUUAACAGGGAAAUAGUGGAACAUAUGGUACAGCACUUUAAAACACAGAUCUUCGGGGAUCGGAAACCAGUGUUUGAUGGAAGAAAAAAUCUUUACACAGCUAUGCCCCUUCCAAUCGGGAGGGAUAAGGUGGAGCUGGAGGUCACGCUACCAGGAGAAGGCAAAGACCGCAUCUUCAAGGUAUCCAUCAAGUGGGUGUCCUGCGUGAGCUUACAGGCAUUACAUGAUGCACUUUCGGGGAGGCUGCCCAGUGUCCCUUUCGAGACGAUUCAGGCCCUGGAUGUGGUCAUGAGGCAUUUGCCAUCCAUGAGGUACACCCCUGUGGGCCGUUCCUUCUUCACUGCAUCCGAGGGCUGCUCCAACCCUCUUGGUGGGGGCCGAGAAGUGUGGUUUGGCUUCCAUCAGUCCGUCCGACCUUCUCUUUGGAAAAUGAUGCUGAAUAUUGAUGUGUCAGCAACAGCUUUUUAUAAGGCACAGCCAGUGAUCGAGUUUGUUUGUGAAGUUUUGGAUUUUAAAAGUAUUGAAGAACAACAAAAACCUCUGACAGAUUCCCAAAGGGUAAAGUUUACCAAAGAAAUUAAAGGUCUAAAGGUGGAGAUAACGCACUGUGGGCAGAUGAAGAGGAAGUACCGUGUUUGCAAUGUGACCCGGCGGCCCGCCAGUCAUCAAACGUUCCCGCUGCAGCAGGAGAGUGGGCAGACAGUGGAGUGCACGGUGGCCCAGUACUUCAAGGACAGGCACAAGCUGGUUCUGCGCUAUCCCCACCUCCCAUGUUUACAAGUUGGACAGGAACAGAAACACACCUACCUUCCCUUGGAGGUCUGUAACAUAGUGGCAGGACAGAGAUGUAUAAAAAAGUUAACGGACAAUCAGACCUCAACCAUGAUCAGAGCAACUGCAAGGUCGGCACCUGAUCGGCAAGAAGAGAUCAGCAAAUUGAUGAGAAGUGCAAGUUUUAAUACAGACCCAUAUGUUCGUGAAUUUGGAAUCAUGGUGAAAGACGAAAUGACAGAUGUGACUGGGCGGGUCCUACAGCCACCCUCUAUCCUGUACGGGGGCAGAAACAAAGCAAUCGCCACCCCUGUUCAAGGUGUCUGGGACAUGAGGAACAAGCAGUUCCACACAGGCAUCGAGAUCAAGGUGUGGGCCAUCGCAUGCUUCGCACCACAGCGCCAGUGCACGGAAGUCCAUCUGAAGUCAUUCACGGAGCAGCUCAGGAAGAUCUCAAGAGACGCAGGCAUGCCAAUUCAGGGCCAGCCAUGCUUCUGUAAAUACGCCCAGGGAGCGGACAGUGUAGAGCCCAUGUUCCGGCAUUUGAAAAACACAUAUGCUGGCCUCCAGCUGGUGGUGGUCAUCCUGCCUGGCAAAACCCCAGUUUAUGCUGAGGUCAAGCGUGUGGGAGACACGGUGCUGGGGAUGGCCACACAGUGUGUACAGAUGAAGAAUGUACAGAGAACCACGCCACAGACUCUGUCCAACCUUUGCUUGAAGAUCAAUGUCAAACUGGGAGGUGUCAACAACAUCCUGCUGCCCCAGGGCAGGCCUCCUGUAUUCCAGCAGCCCGUCAUCUUUUUGGGAGCAGAUGUCACUCACCCACCUGCCGGGGAUGGGAAGAAGCCUUCUAUUGCCGCAGUCGUGGGCAGCAUGGAUGCACACCCCAACCGCUACUGCGCCACUGUGCGUGUGCAGCAGCACCGGCAGGAGAUCAUUCAGGACCUGGCUGCCAUGGUGCGUGAGCUUCUCAUCCAGUUCUACAAGUCCACACGCUUCAAGCCCACCCGCAUCAUCUUCUACCGCGACGGUGUCUCCGAAGGCCAGUUUCAGCAGGUCCUGCACCAUGAGCUGCUGGCCAUCCGUGAGGCUUGCAUUAAGCUGGAGAAGGACUACCAGCCAGGGAUCACGUUCAUCGUGGUGCAGAAGAGGCACCACACUCGGCUCUUCUGCACUGACAAAAACGAGCGGGUUGGGAAGAGUGGGAACAUUCCAGCAGGCACAACAGUGGACACGAAAAUCACCCACCCGACAGAGUUUGACUUCUACCUGUGUAGUCACGCCGGCAUCCAGGGGACGAGCAGGCCUUCUCACUACCAUGUCCUUUGGGAUGACAAUCGUUUCUCUUCCGAUGAGCUGCAGAUUCUAACCUACCAGUUGUGUCACACCUAUGUGCGCUGUACACGCUCUGUGUCCAUUCCUGCGCCAGCCUACUACGCUCACCUGGUGGCCUUCCGAGCCAGGUACCACCUAGUGGAUAAGGAACAUGACAGUGCUGAGGGAAGCCAUACCUCUGGGCAGAGCAACGGGCGAGACCACCAAGCGUUGGCCAAGGCGGUCCAGGUCCAUCAGGACACACUGCGCACCAUGUACUUUGCUUGACAUGUUCUAGUGUUUAGCGAUUGUGCACACCAAGUUGGAUUCACAUGAGACCAGCUACACUCAGACCAACAGAUGCCCAGCCCUUCCGUGACAGCCAGCAUCAAACAUGAGAUGUCAUUGAUUUUAUUAGAUUCUCCAUUCUCCAGAAUGCCUUCCGUCCCAGAUUUCAAACUUGGAUUUUGAACUGCAGACCUGUAUGAGACCCCACUGUCGCAGGAAAUAUGGUUUGCCAAAAUCUAUAAGCUGCUUAUUAGAGUCCCAUGUUUCCUAAAAAUUUCCUAAAACCAGUCUAUGAACUCAGGGCUUUAAAACAUUUUUAAUUUAUUUGGUCAUUCAAUUUACUUGUUUUUAAUGCAUGAUUCUCUAUGAAAUUGAUGGGCUCAAACUAGCUGUGAAUGUUCUCUGAGAGAGAAAGCAACACCAAACAUGAUUGCGGUUUUAAAGCCUUGACCAUUCUGAUGUUGUCACUGAUGUUGGUUCCUGUGAUGCUGUGUGCCCCUGGCAUGGCUGCACAAGCUCCACGGGCCCGAGGCCAGGUUGGCCAUGCGAGGCAGCCACGGGCAUCUCUUACACGUCACUGCCUGCCUCACAUGGCCUCAGCAAAGGAGCAGUGGCAGGUGGGCCACGUGUUUACAGCAGUGACAGGUCCAGAGAUUGGCAGACAAGUGCCAUUUUAACAAAAAUUUAUUUAAAAGAGAAGUUAAGACAAUAUACCGACAGUCUAAUCAUAAGAUUUGUCCUAUAGGACUGUGACAUUUAUUUUCCAAAGUUUCUAAAGAAUACGGGUCUGUGGUGAUAAAUACCGUACAAUCCUUUUUCACUGUUAUGUCUUUAAUGUAAGAGAAAAAUAUAUAUAUCUGGUUUGCAGUAUUAAUGUGAUAGAUAGAUGCUGUUUUCCUUUUGUUGACUACGGGGUGCUUCAUGUGACCUAUUUCGCAUAUCAGGAGUGUUUGGAGCCUGGAGAUGGGCCCCUUCUUGUGGCUCUUAGUGCUUAAGUACAGAGUAUGCAACUGACUUCAUGUGACAGCGAUCCUACCCCCUGUGUGGACUCUGUAGCCUAUACCUCCAGGAGGGACAGGGUGCCCACCAGUCACUCAUCGCCCUCCUGCCACCUUGGUCCCAUGUAUCACUCAGCUGAUGAAGCACAAAUGGAGUUUACUCUUCCAUCGCUGGGAAACAAGUUCCUGUGUUGGAGUGCACUUCUCUCGGUGUGCGGUUUUGGUGGGCAAGCUUCAUAGGAUCUAUGCACUGAAACCAAGAGAGCUGCCAGUCACCUUUUGCUGGCUGAGAGGCUCAAGCGAGCAACAGAGGGCAGAGACUACUUGGUUAGGAUUUGCAUUUGGGGCCCCAGAUGGGGUUUACCAGUCUAGAAACCAUUGCACUAAGAGUGACACCGUGGACAAUGUUAAAAGAUAACAGCAGACAUUGCUGUUUGUGCUGACUGAGCUUUUGGUCCUUGAAUACAAUUUGAGUAAGAAUCAGAUCCAUGUUCCAUGUAGAAGUUCAAGGAAGGAAAAGAGCCUUCCCCUGUGCUGCUUUGUGCUCUAUAGGUUUCCUCUUUCCCUGCUGAUGUCCUUUCCCCAUCCCUGCGUGACAUUACCUCUGGCACUGCGAUAGAGUGAGGGUCCCAAUGGUGGUGUCUAAGGCUAGAUAGGCACCCACCUUAGUCCACCUGUCUCUGUCAUUUAUUUGCCUUUAAGGUGGUGGGGAGGCCCAUGAGUCCCUGGCCUGGUGGUCCCAUCAUUGGGCCUGGACUGGCGAUAGUGACAAGGGGUAGCUGUGAUCUGUGAAGAUGUGUACUCAGAGUGGGGUGUGUGUCUGUGUGUGCAUGUGAAUGUCUAACUACAUUAGUCUCUUCUUGCUGUAUCUUUUUUCCUACUCUUUUUAAGUGACAGAAGCGCCCCCCUCCCCCACUCUCAGAAGCACUGCAGCUGCCUGUUGUCUUUUUGGCAAAUGGCACUUUCUCCUGUUUCCAGAAGGGCACAAAUAUACUGAGCUUAGCUCACCCAGCACAUUCAAGCUGAAGAGGGGACUCUUCUGACUAGUCAAUUUUUAGAAUCUGAAAUUAGGUUAGUUUCAACCAUUCUUAGAGCCAUCUGGAACCAUGUGUCUCCACCCCCAAUAGGAUCUCAGUCUUUGUAGGGCUUGUCAAAUGCAAAUUCCUGGGCCUCUGGGCAUCUGCAUUUUAAUCCAGCACUUGCAGCUCUGGGGUGGCUCUGGAGGCUUUCUGAGGAUAUCCCCCUGGGGUGCCAAGGAGCCAGCAGGAGAACCUCAGCAAAGCAAGGAGGCAUUGUGUGAGCUAAGGCCUAAGGAAGAGUGCAAGCUGACAAAAAAUUAGACCUAUACGGAUUUUUUUUUUCCCCAUUUUGAAGUAUACGUUUUCUUUAUAGUGGGCCAAAGUACUUUAAGAAGGGUACUUUUUAUAGCCCUAUGCUUGUUUUAUAUCUUUUAAUACUAAAAACAUUAACAGACCAAAUGUCUCCGCUUGAGUUAGCUACAUACCUUUGUACACCAUCUGAUGAUUCACUUUAAAUGGCUGUAGUUACAGUUUCUCAGGUAAAUAAUUGUUUUCCCAAAUUUCUACCAAUGCCUCCAUUAUUAGCAUAAGUUUUAAGACAGUGCAGAACCUCAGAGUAUAGUAAGAUAAAUCCUAGCCCUGUUCACAGAAGCCACAAGGGCAUUUGCCCCUCCUCGUGUGGCUUGUGUUCCCCAGUGGCUCCUUCCUGCUGGGCCUCCCACAGGGGCUGCCUGUUCAGGAUUGAGAGUUGCCCACUUGCUGGCUUUGUCCCCACCCCGCUGUUAAGUAAGGUGUGCCUUGCUUUAAGCAAACUGAAUGUGAAAAUUAUGAUGUAGAAAUCUGGAUUUGUUUAAAAGGAAAGCUGGAGUUUAUCUCUUUAAAAGAGAUCUCCCAAUUAGAUUUCCAUAAUGGGACUCUUCCUGGUAUAUUUGACAAUACUCACUUUUUAAAAACAUUAAUGAGCUCUCAUACCUUUACCACUUACACUCAGCAGUUCUCCCUGGGAGAACCAAAAAGUGCAAGCUCAGGAGCCACAGUAGUUCCUGUCACUUGCAUAUCAUAAGCUUAUUUUCCUUUUUCAGAUAAAUUUUGUAAAACUGAGUUACUUGUACUUGUAGAAAGGGAUAUUUUGGAUUUGCCUUUGCUUUCUGGUUCUGAGAAAGAAGUCUGCACACACACUGUUGAUACUCCACUUUAGGGUCCGCUUGGUCUCCUGAGGUCAUGUUGACCCUGGCUGUGGCCUCCCACUCCCUUUCCAAAGGCCCCCGCUGCCGGCCGUUGUGCUGACUUGCCCCAGAAGGACACUGUUGCAGGUGGGGAGUGAGCUUCAAGCUCCUCUCAGCUGGCCUAAACACUGCCUGCUAUUCCUAAUGUUCACCCCCAUUACCGAAUGGCCCCUAGAGAGUUUCAGUCCCUGCAUUUUAUUGUUAUGUGUUAUUUUUAUUGUUAAAUGCAAAUGUUGCUAUUUAUUUUCUCCUUUCCACUCUGGUUUGAUUUGGCUGACGUGGAUAUUCCAGUGCAUGUGGUACCUGAUGGAUAUGGUAGGAAUUAUUUUACCCAACUUUUAUAAAUGACCUAAUGUUUACCUUCAAGUUUACUGGAUGAUUUAUUUUUGAAAGCCACAAAUGUAAUUUUUCUGGAUGAAUUGUUUUUCUUAUAUAUGCAGCAGCAAUGUGCUUUUACAUUGAUCUGCAGGGUGAUUUAAAUUUUAUUUUUACAAGGCAGUUUUUCAGCCAAAUUAUAUAUUUGAUAUAAUAUGUCAAGGAUAGACCAGCACGCCUCACACAGCUGGGACACCAGAGUGUCUCCAGGAGGCUUCGGGGAUGGGACAGCCUCUCCUGGUUGCUCAUGGUCACUUAGCACUUGGCUUGUCGCGGAGCCUUCAGGAACUGGAUGUAGUCCAUCAGCGCGGCUUUGAUCUGUUGGACAAUUACAAGGAUUUUUUUCAUGGGCAUUUUUCUGUACCUAAGGCAGUUCCAUUAGGAGGCGCUUUAGACAUUGACCUAAUCCAGACAAUGGACAAUCCUGGUGGCCCAGACAAGCCAUAAGAAACUUUUCUGUGACCUCUUUUGACUCAUCUCUCACGCUCAUGAGAAAAGGAAUGUACAAUAGUAGAAACAAAUACUUCCUCAGUGUUCAUGCGCCUCACUUGCAGAAUGCAAACAUUUUAUUUAUAUUUUAAGCCCUUCCCCAAAAUAACAGAACAUUCUCUCCAGCUGUCAUGCCAGCAGUCUCGCUGCUGUAAUGUGUUUUGAUGUAGACACAGUGUACGUGUGACUCUGUCAUGGGAUGUCCCUGUUACACGCAUGCUUGACUUUUGUAAGGAAAAAUUUUCAACUCGAAAUAAUUGCACUGAUUUUUUGACAACUUGUUUUAUUAUGUCCAACUUUGCAUCUGCUGUACUUAAAUGAUUGUAAAUAGAUUCACAGUAGCAGAAUGAUGUGAAUACAGGACGCUGCUUAGCUUCAGUGACACCGCCAUGUAUUUCAAUAUUACAUGUUAGAGUUGUGCAGACCUGCUUUUGUUCUGCUCUUUAGCCUCGUGUCUGGACCAUUCAUGAAGGACAAAGUAGACUCAUUUUCUUGUUUUUCUGACAGUAAGUUUUCCAUCUGUUUGAAAGAGACUGUGCUCUUCCUUGAUUUGAAUAUAAGAGGAUUACUUGUAAAUCUUUUGGACUUCUUGGUCUUGUUCAAUCCCUUCUUACUUGCCAUUGCUCCUGAAAGCAUUUCCCUUUAGUCCCAUCCAGCUUUUGACAUUGCAGAUAGGUAGCAUCUGCAUGACCCAUAUAAAUAGGCUAUAGGGUGGUCUCCCUUAUGUCCCUUUGGCCAGUGUCAAUUUAAAGCCAUGAGGUCAAUUGUCAUUGUAGCUGUACCUGUAGAUGCCAGAGAGACCUGAUCUGAAGCCUAGUGCUAGCCCCUACACCAUGAUUCUGCUGGAUUUGAAGUACCUGCUCUAGCCCCCAUUGUAACUGGUUAGGCAAUGUGGUGUCAGGUAUAGAAGGGGCCAUGAGCUCUGUGUAUGAAUGUCACAUCAGUCCCAUCGUGGUCCCUCACUUCGCUUCUCUGCAUAUGUUUUGCCAUUUUAUUGUCUCAAGUGAAUGUAUUGGCUUAGCCAAAUCACUACAGAAGGUGGUUUCUAAAUACCUUGUUGUUAAACAAACACAGAUAAAAGCUACCUCUGAAUUCUCAAUAGAUAGAUUCAUGUUUGCUCAUAAGUGUAGCUAUCCACACUGAAAGUAGCCAAAAUGUUGCCUGAAUAAACUGAAUUGUGAACAUCUCUCUGUUCAGUUCUGGCUUGAAAAUGUGUGCCAUACUGUGACGUGGGGGCAGCCCCCUCCUUCUCUGCUGUGUCAGUGGACCAGGGAUGACUCAGUACUGUCCAGCUGAGAUUCCAGCAUUGUGAGAGGCCAGCAUGAAUAGAACCAAGAGCUUCUCUGCACGGGCAGCGUGCCAUCCCUUGGCUGGCAAGAGCGUCUCUGUGCAGGACCACAUGUGUGGCAGAGCCUUGAAAUAGCCUGCAUCCCUGCUUUUGAUUCCGUUUAAUGUAAGAAAGCACUUUUUCCCCCUGCUUACUUCUGAAUGGGUUGAAAAUUGUUUCCUGGCUCUCAUUUCCCUUUUUAUACACUAGAAAAUCACCAAGGUGCUUCAACACCAAUUCUUGUGCAAAUAAUACAUUUAAAAUAGUUGCAUGAUUUCAAAGGCUUUGGGACCCUUGAGUUACUGCCACUCCCUACUUUAAAAUGAGCUAAGAUUUGAAAGCAAAACACUUUUCCAAUCCAGCACCCUUUGUUUGAAAAGAACACAGGGUCUGCAGUUGGAGUAGAAGUUGCCACCAGCAGCUCUGGGGAUGGUCUGAGGCUUGUAGUAAGUCUGUCCUAGGAAAGCUGGUGCCUCUGGCCAACCCUCCUGUGAUUAUCCACAUUGCUGUCAGGAACGUUUUUUCCCUCACACUGCACUGUGGAUCCCUCAGUGUCCUCUGGCUUCCUUCACUUCUGUCUGUAGCUUCCUUAUGUUCUCUAAUCUGUGAAAGGUCAGCAUUUAUUCCGAAUACCUCCUCCUUCUUGAGGGACAGGACAGGUUCACAGUUAUGGUUGUGGCUAGGUGUGUGAAGGUGGCUCUGUCCUCCUUUGGAUGUCCAUCAGACACUGACUUUAGCCCUGAGGAUUCUAAUAUAUCGUCCCCUGGAGGAAUUGCCCUUAACACUGUGGUUUGGGUUCUAUUGCUGUUCACACCACAUGGUAUGCUUUGAUUCCAAAAGAGCUAAGUGUCUUACAGUCUUAUUGGAAAUGUUUUGAAUUCUGCCAUCACACCGUUCUCCAUCCUGGGAGCCUGGACAUUGAGGGUGGGUGUCAGUGAUGACCCUGACCUGCUUCAGUGGCUGCUUGGGUCCUCUGGAUUGGCCUUGGGUUUCAGCCAGAUGCGGUGAGUGCAUUUGAGAGGACACUGUGCAGCAAGCAGCUGGACUGGUUCCGUGAUGGGAACCCACACUGAGAUCUGCCCACAGCUGACUGCACUCACAUCUCCAGGAUGGAGGGUGGGUCUUGCCCACUCUUGACAUUUGUGAACGAUCAUUUAAAUAGCACUGGAGAUUCCUGGUGCUUUUGCUCACUUAUUACUGGUCAAAGUGAAUAUUUAGACAUAUUUGGGUCUUUUACUGCCCAUGGUGGUGUGACUGCAGUGUUAAGUCCUCGCAUCACCACAUCCCCUUUUAGAGGGGUGGAAGGAGGCUGAAUUAUCUUCUAUUUAAAGCCUCCUCGGAUUUAGGUAGUUGAGUUAAAGCUAAGACACCAAAUAGUAACUUCUUACUCCCAAGAGUCAACAGGGACUAGAUGUCAAGACCCUUACCCGGUUUUCUGAAUCUUCAUGGUCCUUAACACCUGUGAAUUGAUCCCAAGAACACCUACACCACCCACCUGCCAGGGGAUACCUCGCAGGCUGCUUGGCAGAGCAGGGCAGGGUGGGGGGUGCUCCUUGGAACCCUGGAGAUUGUGGGAACAAUCAGGGCUGAACAGGGAAAGCCCUCCAUCCCAAGAACUAGAUGGCCCUAGGCCUUCCUCUGGUCUCCACCAACACCCACCUGAGCAUGUGUGGAGACCCAGUCCUAGACUCUGUGCCUUUCAAAUCUGGUCCUCAGUGUCCUUUGGGAAGUGUGUUGGGGCGCAUUUUUAGUGGAAGUGAGCCUGAAGCAUUCCACAAGUCAGUCACUGGCCUCGUAUGGCUCCUUCCUGCCCUCAGCUCCUGACUGCAGCCUCUAACACCCUGCAGACUAUAGCUGCCAGGGCACCUGCUGCCAGAUCCCUCCAUGGUUUCUCCUGUGCUCUGAUAAGCACAUGCAUCUCUGCUGGGGUUUCAGGAAACUAGGGCAGGACCAUAUCUUAGUCAAGCAUUGACCAUGACCAUCAGCAAAAUCUACUGGUUUUGUUCUCUUAGGUCACUCAGAAUGUCUUCUAAUGGAAGUAGACUGCUUUAAAAGGAGUUGGAAUCACGUCUUUGUGAAAUGCUUGUGAAGUCCUCAGGUGUAAGGUGCUAUUCAGUCCUUAUUUUGGAAUGCUUUUCAUUGUUCUCUUUUGUGAUUUUCUGUGACUUGGGAAAACCGCUUACUUAGGCGUGGUGUCACUUGAGCUGUGCAUAUAGGACUCCAGCUUCAACAUGCCUGACAUGCAGUUUUUAUCUUUAAUUUUUUCAAGCCAGGUGUUGAGCAGUUUUUUGGCCAAUGGUCUAAUUAAAAAUGACCCUUCCCUAUCAAGGGAUGCUUUUGUUGGUUUAAAGUGGGGGAAAAAGUCCAGCAUAUUUAUUUUUAAAUAUUCAUAUAGAAAAGGCCUUUCCCUCCGAGGGUCACUAGCUACAGAGGGAUAAUUCAUUAACAGUUUUGGUUCCUCCUUCAAAGCCAAAUACACAUAUGUGACUAAAAUUCUAAAGUAUGUAGUUUAGUAUUAAAUGGAAAUUUAAGUAAGUCCUGAGUUUGGUAGUGGAUUUUAAUGUAGUUCUUAAAGAUAUGAAAAUUCAUGUUUUAUAACUGAAGAGGCAAGUGAGUUUUUAUUUUUUAAAAAGUUUUAAGAGAAUAAUUGAAGUUUCUGUGCAGCAAAGUGGCUGAUGACUCAUUAAAUACAAGAAGAGAAUGUAGUACCUAAACCCAGACCUUUCUUACCUCUGGCAUACUUCAGAUUACUUGCCUGAUACCUAAUAUGUAUUGAGGGGUUUUAACCCUUAGUUUUAUCAAUUUUUCUAGUUUUAUUUUAUUUUUAUAAAAUAAUUGAAAAAGAACCAAAAAUGAAUUCAAAAGUCCCAUUGUGGAUCUUGCCCCUUCUUAAUUUUCCCCCACAAAACAUUUUAGAAGACAUUUUGAAUCAAAAUGUAUUAUAUCCCUUUAAAGUUUACUAUUUUCUAAGAAGUUGAGCAGCUAAAAGGCAUCAUUUCAGGUGGUACUCUAUGUUUUGUCCAUGGACUCGUUUAUACCUGUACAGUGGAUCUGUGUGACAGUGUCUUGUGCUUGCAAUAUAGAAACCAUGCAGUGCUGUUUUGUAAAUUGACAGUUCCUGUAUAAACUAUUAUUUAAAUACAUUGGCCUCUCUGUAUAAUUUUUCAUUUCCUACAUGGAUUGUAUAAUUAAUUAUAAAGUUAUAGUACCUGCUAAUUCUAAUUCUGAGGCUUCACGUCAUUGUCUUUAGUUUAAUACCAUUCUGUGUGUCUUGCAGAUGUCCAGUGCUUGCAUGAUGCUAGGUGGUACUGCCACUUUAAGCCUUAAUCUGAUAUUAAAAUUGUGAGUUCCAGAGUAUGCAAAAAUAUUAGGCAGAAUGAGUUUAAACUGUGCAGAUCAAGAUGUAUGUCAUAACUCAAUACGUCUUUUCUCUGAAGUUAAAAAGGGAAGCAUCUGGUAAUCCUCCUCUCCCAUACCUCCCCUCCAGGUCUGGCUUGGCUGUUGCCCUUGCUUGAUGAAAAUGGACAUACCAUUGUGCAUUUCUAUGGCAGUCAGGCAGAAAGACCUGUUCCGAAAGUCUAGAGACAUUUUCAGGGUUAUUUUUAAAUAAAUGUUUGAUAUUUUCCCCUCCAAUGUGGGAUUUGUUUAUCUCCAGCAGGAGAGUAUGAUUUAGGUGUAGGUCUUACUCACAAACCUGCUCAUGUUCUAAGCUUUCUUCAGGUAGUGCCACCUGUCAUUGCUUCUGCAUAUGAUUAAAAUGGAUUUUUGUUUUGUAAAAGCAUCUUCAAUUUAGAGAUAAGAUGGAGGGGACCCAGCUUUCUUUACAAUGUGGAUCUACCUCAGUUAAACAGUUGGGUGCUAUUUACUAAGUCUGUCAAAUUAAAUUGGAAAAAGUAACCAAACAGUGAGAUGUAACUCCACAUGAAACUUGAAAUCAUAAUUUCCGUUUAUUUAAUAAUAUUUUUAUUUAUUUUGUGCCUUUUAUGUUGAACCUUAACACAUUUUAAAAAUCAGUAUAGAAUUACACAUUUUUUAUUGCAGGUGGGGAGAAGAGCCCAAUUGGCCAUGGAAUUUGGUAGAUUCCCAACCAACUGCUGCAGAAUAUUGGAAUCCUAACUACUCUCUGUGGAAAGGAAAAAAAUUAUGUCCAAGAGCAAAUUUAAUAUUUUACAGACAAUAAUUAAUUCCAAAUCUUCUAUGCAUAUAAAUACAUAUGCAUAUACACACAUAUAUGUACAUACAUACAUAUAUAUAUGUAUGUAUGUGUGUGUGUGUAUAUAUAUAUAUAUAUAUAUCUCACUUCAUUUUCUGUGCCAGUGAAGGGGCGGCUGAAAAACAUUACAAGUACUUUUAGCAUUGCUAUCUUAGCCAUUCAUGCCCCCCUUCCUCUGGCUUAUUUUAUAAGAAUUUCUUUCCUAAGCAGCAGAUGGACUGUUGUCAGUUUCAUCUCUCCUGGCCUACCCAGUGGAGGUGCUUAAUGACCAUGGACAGAGAAAGGGCGAGCCUAUGUCUGCGGGUGGAGACAUCUGCCUUCUGCAGCAGCCCCAGGGUUUCUAGAAGUUAGAAAAGUUUUUGACGGGUAACAAAGUAAGACAGGAGAUUGAUAACUUUCCAUGCUUUUAUAUUUGGCAGUUUACAAUUCUAGACUUUUCCUACUGUGGCAAUCUUUUUUAACUUAAUUCUUUGGAGGUAACACAAUAUUUUGAAGUCUUAAGAAUUUGAUUUUAUACCAAUAAAAAUAAAAAGAUAGGGAUCUUUCCUAUAGUAUAUAGUUUUACUAUUUUAAGGAGAUCUCUGAAUUUUACAAGAGAACCAACAUUCCUUAGUGGCAAAACUUUGAAAGUUGAUUUGGGAGGCUUUUUGCUGCAGUAUCUAAAAAAAAAAAAAAAAAAAAAAAAAAAUUCUAGUUAAAUGUUUUUAAUUUUUUAACUUCCAUCAGGUUGAUACUUAAGCUAUAUUUUAUAAAGAAUAAAUCAUCCUUUAGUAUGCUGCAUAUAAAGAUCAGCGUUGUUGCACUUUCUCAGUAAUAAUAAAUGCCCUAUGAUUGGCUCGCCAGGACGCAUUUUGUUUUAACCUAACAAGAGUACUUGGGGGCAGGUAAUUAAAUUUAUAUAGGUACCUCAAGAAAAAGAACCUGCAUAUGCUGCAUUUUGUUUCUUUAGCUUUGACAUGUAGCAUUUUGUUUUGCUUCUAUUAUUUUGUUUAGAGAUAUGCUUUUUUGGACCCCAAUAGACUGUUGAAAGAAAAUAUAAAAUUACUCUUGUAGAGGUAAUAGUAUCCUUUAUUUUCUUUUAAAUUUACUGCAAUAUCUGGUUCACAGGUUGCCCUACCUUAAAAUACUUUACCCAAAUACACCUGAGGAAAAGGAUACUAUGUUUAUAAGCAGAUAUUAAUGUUCCUAAUCCUUUCUGCUCAUGCUGCUUUCUUGAUUCCCUUCUCCAUAUCACAAGAGGUUGGAUAUCUUAUUCUAAGCUCAAAAUUACAAAUCAUGGCAUUCUAAUUUUUCAGCGCAGACCUCACAAAAUCAUCGAGCGAGUAGCAUGACGCUAAAAGGUGCUGCUGACUGAAGCAGCCAAUGAGCCUGGCCUCUGAAGAGCCAGUCUUCACAUUUCCUUACUCCUCAGCCCUCACCCCAGACUGAGCAGGUGGGGAGUGGUCUGGAUGGAUGAGAAACUGGUAAAGAAAGCUAAACGCUGAGAUACUGAGCAUCUAUUGUGUUUAAGCUUAGCUGGGUCCUUUCAAGUUUGUUUUUACAGCUUACUAGGUUAAGUAGUUUGCACUAUUUUUGCAAUAAAUUCAUGGAAUACCUAACAGUUAUUGUUUUGUUUCUUACUGUGUGUAUAUAAACUAAUACUAAAGUUUGGCAUAGUGUUUUUUCACCUCCUUACAUAACCCCUAACAUGCACAGAAUGCUGUAAAUCUGAUAAAAUAUGAUGUGAAUGAUAUUUUAUAAAGUUAUUUUGUAUAGUGUCAAUUUUGUUUUGCCUCAUAGUAUGUCAGCAAAAAAUAAAAUAAAAUUCCUCGUAUUUACA
Molecule: messenger RNA, 14157 nt
Organism: Fukomys damarensis (Damara mole-rat)
Lineage: Eukaryota; Metazoa; Chordata; Mammalia; Rodentia; Bathyergidae
Gene: Ago2
Product: argonaute RISC catalytic component 2
Exons: 19
Coding region: 250-2691 (813 amino acids)
Biological process (GO): regulatory ncRNA-mediated gene silencing; regulation of DNA-templated transcription
Cellular component (GO): RISC complex
Molecular function (GO): protein binding; RNA binding; endoribonuclease activity, cleaving siRNA-paired mRNA
Source: RefSeq, a predicted model, not a curated record